Molecule: messenger RNA, 1452 nt
Organism: Postia placenta MAD-698-R-SB12
Lineage: Eukaryota; Fungi; Basidiomycota; Agaricomycetes; Polyporales; Adustoporiaceae
Exons: 3
Coding region: 1-1452 (483 amino acids)
Biological process (GO): rRNA processing
Cellular component (GO): small-subunit processome; Pwp2p-containing subcomplex of 90S preribosome
Molecular function (GO): protein binding
Source: RefSeq, a predicted model, not a curated record
AUGGCGAGACAUGCACGGAAGAAACAGAAGACAGAGAAGCCCUCGGAUGUCAAAGGCACUGUUCGCCCAUUAGGAUCUGGCAGUAGGCUUUUAGACGAUGCUACCAAAGAUGAUGAAGAGAGAAGACUCGAGAGCAUGCUUUUUGGCACUGCUUAUAUCCCUGGGGAAGUACAGGCUGAUGGUGUCCUGGUUGUAUCCGACGAGGAGGAUGCUCCAAAUAAGGAGUACCAAAACCUACUGGACACAGACCUAUUUUUUGUGGACGAUGCUGCCGGUGAGCGUUCCGACGCGGAUCGCGAUGCGCAUCUCGACGUGCGCAACGACCAAUCAGACGACGACGCAUCCAGUCGACAUUCCGAUGCAGAAGGUCAAAGCAAGGAUAGCAGCGACGCUGAAGACUCCCCCAGUGAGUCUGAAGACGAACCACCCACAUGGUCGAGGCGAGCAGGCAAAGGGCCUGCAUGGGAGGAUCCAGACGACCCUACGCUACAGGUUUCCCUUGCGCAAGACAAACGUCGGCGGAAACUCCGCGACGCAGCUUCCGAAGACGUAGUCGGAGGAAGAGAAUACGAGCGUAGGCUUCGCAGGCAAUUCGAGAAGAUCAAUCCCACUCCGGACUGGGCUGCCAACGCGCGGAAAGGGAGCGGCGCCAAGCAAGCAAAGCGGCGGAGACCAGCAUCCUCGUCCGCCUCGAGUUCUGACGAAGAGGCUCUUCCUGAUCUCUUGACUGACACCCAGGGCACACUACAACGGGGGAAGUCGCAGAUCCUGGCUAAGGGCACUCUGUCCAUCGAGCGGCUGCGCGAUGCAAACCUUUCUGCAAAAGCUGAGGGCGAGAUUAAGGUGGUGCAGUUCCAUCCUUCACCACAGGUCCCCGUGCUGCUUACCGCUAGCUCUGACCGGCGGUUGCGGCUGUUCAACAUUGACGGUCAUACAAAUCCUCAUCUACAAACUGUUCACGUUCCGUCUCUACCCUUCACGACCGCUCUCUUCCACCCUGGUGGCGGCUCUGUCCUCCUGACGGGGCCGCGCCCGUUCUACUACGUUUAUGACCUCCAGUCUGGCGCGGCGCUUCGCUCGCCGCGAGGACUUUGGGGAACUACAUUUUCCAAUUCCAACGCCGCUGCACAAGACGCGAGCAUGGAGAUCUGCGCGUUUGACCCGUCCGGCGGGGUGCUCGCCGUCGCAGGGCGUCGUGGGAACGUGCACCUUGUCGACUGGCGUGGUGGGCAAGGACAGGUCGUGGGGAGCGUAAAGAUGAAUGCGGGGGUGAAGAGCGUGUGGUGGGGAGGCGCGAGCGGGACUGAGCUGAUGAGCCUCGGCGAGGACUCAGAGGUAUAUGUGUGGGAUGUAGGUGAAAGGCGCUGCGUCAAACGGUGGAAGGAUGACGGCGGUUUUGGCAGCCAUCUCAUGAGUGGCGACAAGGCCGGACGGUAUUUCGCAACCGGGUGA